This is a messenger RNA of Rhea pennata, 1351 nucleotides long. RefSeq names its product glycerol-3-phosphate dehydrogenase [NAD(+)], cytoplasmic-like. Gene Ontology annotation, molecular function: protein homodimerization activity; glycerol-3-phosphate dehydrogenase [NAD(P)+] activity; NAD binding. The transcript is spliced from 9 exons. The record is from RefSeq and is a predicted model, not a curated record. Lineage: Eukaryota; Metazoa; Chordata; Aves; Rheiformes; Rheidae. The coding region runs from base 11 to 1351 and encodes 446 amino acids. Gene Ontology annotation, cellular component: cytosol; glycerol-3-phosphate dehydrogenase (FAD) complex. Gene Ontology annotation, biological process: glycerol-3-phosphate catabolic process; carbohydrate metabolic process.
UCCCCGCACCAUGGGCGGCAGGAAGGUCUGCAUCGUGGGCUCCGGCAACUGGGGCUCGGCCAUCGCCAAGAUCGCGGGCAGCAAUGCAGCGCAGCUGGGCGCUUUCGAGAACCACGUGAGCAUGUGGGUGCUGGAGGAGGAGGUGGGCGGCCGGCGGCUCACCGACAUCAUCAACACAGAGCAUGAAAACGUCAAGUACCUGCCAGGGCACAAGCUGCCCCCCAACGUGGUGGCAGAGCCAGACCUGUUGAAAGCUUGUGCGGGGGCUGACAUCCUCCUGUUCGUGGUGCCCCACCAGUUCAUCGGCAAAGUCUGCGACCAGCUCAAGGGCCACGUGAAGAAAGACGCCAUCGGGCUGUCGCUCAUCAAGGGAGUGGACGAAGGACCAGAUGGGCUAAAGCUGAUCUCGGACAUUAUCCGUGAGAAACUGGGCAUAGAGAUGAGUGUCCUCAUGGGGGCCAACAUUGCUAACGAAGUGGCAGACGAGAAGUUCUGUGAGACAACCAUCGGCUGCAAGAACAUGCAGCAUGGGCAGAUCCUGAAGGAGCUGAUGCAGACACCGAACUUCCGAGUCAGCGUGGUGCAGGAAUCGGACACCGUAGAGAUCUGUGGGGCUCUCAAGAACAUAGUGGCUGUUGGGGCUGGCUUCUGCGAUGGGCUUGGCUUUGGGGACAACACAAAGGCUGCCGUGAUCCGUCUGGGACUGGUGGAGAUGAUCAACUUCGCCAAGCUCUUCUGCAAGGGCCCUGUCACCCCCUCCACGUUCCUGGAGAGCUGUGGGGUCGCAGACCUCAUCACCACCUGCUACGGCGGCCGCAACCGCAAGGUGGCCGAGGCUUUCGCCAAGACAGGGAAGUCUAUUGAGCAGCUGGAGAAGGAGAUGUUGAACGGGCAGAAGCUGCAGGGUCCCCAGACGUCUGCUGAGCUGCAUCGCAUCCUCAAAAGCAAGAACGCAGUGGAGAAGUUUCCCCUCUUCACAGCUGUGUAUCAGAUCUGCUUUGAGGGCAAACCUGUUGCUGACAUCAUCAAGUGCCUCCAGAACCACCCUGCGCACAUACACACUAGGCACCCUACGACCUUUAAAGUCAACGGAGCGCUCGUACGGAAAGGGGCCGGUGCUGGCGUCCUCUCACGAGGCACCGCGGCGAGGCUGGAGGACGAGGGACCUUCGGCGCCUUCCUACGGGGGCCGCGCCCGAGUCGCUGCCGCCACCAUCAGCAGUCCGACGGCCCCCGCGGGCCCAGGACCACGGCCCUGCCCGCCUCGCUCUCCCCCACCCCUGCUCCGCCGGGCCGAGCUGCGCGGCGCCGCGGGGGGCAGCAGGCCCCGGGCGGGGACGGGCCCGCGCUGA